AUGUGGUGGAUUCUAGCCAGUCUUCUUUUCGCUGGAGCAAUGGCUCAGGAUCGUCCACUUUGUGCCGACAAUGAGAUGUUCAAUGGACGAGAGUGCAUUUGUGCGCCUGGCUACUUUACUUCAUUGAACAACUCGCGAGCUCGAUGCAACGAUGAGUGCGAUAAUGUCUACAAGUCAUGGUUCACCACUGGUGAAUGUAUCGAAGCAUUCAAGAGUUUGAAAGAAGAGCAACGACCAGCUUGUCAUCUUCGGUGCGGUCUCCGAAUUGCUGUUUUGGCUCAAAUCGCAUUGAUCGUUAUUCUGGCAGCUGCUUUGUCCACACUUUUCUUUACAAUUCCAAUGUGCAUAGCCACUUGUUGCUCGUGUAUUCAAGCAAAGAGGGCGAACAAAAACGCGAAACGAGUUUACAAUGAUACGCAGGCUUCGAAAUCGCAAGAGCUCUCAAAUGUCGGCAAUCCUUACGCUUACUCGUAUUGGCCAUGGUACGGACGACAA
Mesorhabditis belari is the source of this 495-nucleotide messenger RNA. Lineage: Eukaryota; Metazoa; Nematoda; Chromadorea; Rhabditida; Rhabditidae. The record is from the annotation of a GenBank genome assembly.